AGUGCAACAAAGUACUCAGAGGCUCUGGUUUGUGAAGGGAGAAGGACGAGACCAGGGCGAAUGUCAGCGUGCUUUCGCCACGCAACAUUGCGGACAUCCUUUUUAUUUUGAAUUACCAUAGGUUUCUUACCAUACCCGGUAAUGUGUUUUUUUUGUAUGGUUAAUUGUAGGCAGUUUAAAUUGAUGACCUCAUUCUGACAGUAGGGUAGUAGGUCACAAGCAAAUAUUAGAGUUGCUUUCGUGUGUGAUGUCACUUUGUCAACGUGGAGUGAACAGCUGAUUCCAGCCUCAAACUCAUCGACGCGUCGAUUCAGCCAAGACCAGCAAAAGGGAUAAAAGGUGGAUGGAGACAUGCCCCUGUGUUCCACGACGUGCAGGGGCUGCAGAUCAGGGGGGGCAGCAGGAAAUGGUAGACAUGGCAGAAACAGGCCAUGAAGCAAAGGACUGUCAGUGCCAGGGGUCUGCAGGGAUCUGUAGGUCCGGGGCCACCCCACUCUGGCAAACUUCCUCCUUGGAACUCUGGGGUCCCUCGAGGGAACAGCCCCUCUUCCCCGAGUGGCAGGUGCCACUGAGGGUGACCUUUGCGCUGCUGGCCGUCACCUUCAUCUACACCUUUCUCCGAGAGGUCCUGCAGCCCUACUUGGUGUUGAGCAAGAACAACUUCUACAAAGUGCCAGUGCUUGUGAUGAACAAGGCACUGCCAUGGACAUCCAUCACAUUGCUGGCUCUCGUAUACCUGCCCGGCUUACUGGCGGCCAUGUUGCAGCUUUACAGAGGCACUAAGUACCGUCGUUUCCCGGCAUGGCUGGCGGGCUGGAUGUCUGUACGCAAGCAGCUCGGCCUGCUGUCCUUCUACCUGGCCUGUCUUCAUGCCCUCUAUAGCCUCUGCUACCCCAUGAGGAGAUCCUACAGGUACAAAGUGCUAAACUGGGCAUACCAACAGGUGCAGCAGAAAAGGGAAGACGCCUGGGUGUCGGAGGACGUAUGGCGGAUGGAGAUCUACAUCUCCCUGGGGAUCAUGACCCUGGGUCUGCUGGCCGUGAUCGCGGUCGCCUCCCUGCCGUCCAUCUCCAACAGCCUCUCCUGGAGAGAGUUCACCUGGAUACAGAGGUCUCUGGGUUACACGGCCUUGCUGCUGGGCACGGCUCACGCCCUGGUGUUCGGUUGGAGCAAGUGGGUGGAUCCCGCACAGUAUGUGUGGUACACCCCCCCCUCCUUCGUCCUGGCCUGCCUGCUCCCCCUGAGCGUGCUCCUGGUCAAGGCGGCCAUGCUGCCUCCCUGCCUCGCCAGGAGGCUGGAGCUCAUCCGUAGGGGCUGGGAGCGACCAGACAGGAGGACGUCUUUAAGCCCUAAAGAGGAACCUCUUCUCACUUAACUCUGACUUGCGGUGAUUUGUCAAUGUAUGCAAGGGCAUUCACCACGAAAGGUCGGGGCAGCUACCUGAACAUAUUGUCGUUGACAAACGCUGACCGAUACAUGAGCAAGUGGCCAAAUAUUCAGUGGGCAGAUUUGUUUAGGAAUAAAGGGGCGAAGCCUGGGAGACAUUGCAAGAAAAACAAGUUGAGGCGGUUGUGGGAUUAUGUACACUUGUACGCUGCCAAUUGGUCUACAAUGGUUUAGGUCCUGGUGGUUGACUGGUUGAUUAGUUAACAUGACUCAACUGGCAGAAUAUCUAUUCUGACAAUGGAACGCGCAACCGAUGAUUGUGUGAUGCUGCGUACAGUUUAUUUCAAUGUAUGAAAUCUGAUAAAUCUUCUGAAAUAAUGGGGCAGAACGGCAUUUCAAAACGAUAUAUUAAAUUAAGUUGAUUCCGAAAGGGUCUUUGUAACUGAUGCCGUUAGAACUACGUUUACAAAAAUAUGUUUGCAUUGGACAAGCAACAAAAGAAAAUCAUGCGGAUUGUGUCUGAAGCAGAAUAGUUGAGUCAUAAAUUGUGACUUUUUGUGGUCAUAUUUUGCCACUUGUAAUUAUGACAUUGCCAUUGUUACAUUACCAAAUAUUAUUUAUGGUUGACUGAUGAUACUUGAUGGUCCAUAUCUGUAUAUAGUUAACUAUGUACUAUCUAAACCCCAUCCCUUAAGUUUCCCUUUCCUAAAUGCUGCUUCAUGGCUAAAGUAGCCUUCAGAAACGAAAGAAAAUUUAGUACAACUUUCAUAAGCACUGUAUAAAACUUAGAUAUACAGAUAUCUAUAUAGCUUCCAAUGCAAGACUAUGACAUUUGGCAAAUAAUCAUUAACACAGUCCUGUGUCAAUGAUAUUUUGGUGUGACACGUAUAAACAUGCCGCUUAUUUUCCCAUGCUUGGUUUUUUUAUUGCUGCUAUCUAUUGUUUACCCAUGUGAGAUCAUGCCCUAUAACAAGUUUGACUCCAUUUAUGGUAAUUGUUACAAAUUCCAGUUUAUUGUAUGCAAGGACAUCAAAUCACACCCUGUAACUGAUAUUUUCUACAAAGUAAAAAUGCUGGCCUGGAGCUCUCUCGCUGUCGACAAGAAUCUUACUAUCCACACUCCCUAAACCACACACUGACACACCCAGCCAGCCAAGCCACACUCGUUAAAAGCACAUGGUUACACAGCCAUUUAGAGUAGACAGAACCCUGAAAAUGCUUGGUGAUUGUUUUUCUCCAGGAAACAUCUCUUUACCCAAGGGUAUCCACUGCUAUUUUAAAUUAAAUCGUCCCUCUUUGCCCUUGCAUUAUAAGCAUUGAAUACAUUAUCAGACAAUGUGUAUUAGGAUAUCCAACAUAAAGCUACAGAGCUAAACAUUUCAUAUAGUAUUAUAAUAUAAUGUUUAAUAUAUUAUACUUUUAUUAUAUAUACCAAUGUCUCUUUUUUCAUGCUUGCUAAUAUUCAUAUAAUAUGAC
Messenger RNA from Gadus chalcogrammus (walleye pollock), 2862 nucleotides. Its product is annotated as metalloreductase STEAP1-like. NCBI's taxonomy places the organism in Eukaryota, Metazoa, Chordata, Actinopteri, Gadiformes, Gadidae. The coding region runs from base 344 to 1375 and encodes 343 amino acids. The record is from RefSeq and is a predicted model, not a curated record. Gene Ontology annotation, cellular component: endosome; plasma membrane. The transcript has 7 exons.